AUCGAUUUUGACGAAAGCGUUAAAGAAAGUCGAAUUGUUGUCAAACCACAUGUUGAUGAGUUCGAAGUCGCGCGUGAAAUUAGCACAUCGAUUCCCACUGAAUUUGCAUCCACUUUGAAUGUAAUUUAUUUUCCCCAAUUGGGAUACCUUGUCACUGUCCCGUUAAAGCCAGAAUGGAGGGAUGAAGAGGAUUUUAAAAUUGACGGGUUGUAUUAUCAA
This is a messenger RNA of Racocetra fulgida, 219 nucleotides long. The record is from the annotation of a GenBank genome assembly. Lineage: Eukaryota; Fungi; Glomeromycota; Glomeromycetes; Diversisporales; Gigasporaceae.